This is a messenger RNA of Vicia villosa (hairy vetch), 564 nucleotides long. RefSeq lists its product as uncharacterized. NCBI's taxonomy places the organism in Eukaryota, Viridiplantae, Streptophyta, Magnoliopsida, Fabales, Fabaceae. Bases 1 to 564 code for a protein of 187 amino acids. The record is from RefSeq and is a predicted model, not a curated record. The transcript is spliced from 3 exons.
AUGGAGAUGCUGAUUGAGGAGCUAGGGAAUGAUCCUGCUGAUGCGCUUGAGGAGGUGGAGAGGACCCGCGGGGCGCACGUGAGGUUUCGCACCUUGCAACAGAUAUAUGAUAUGAAACUUCUUGCGGCACAUCAGGCUGCUAGUGAUGAGGCAGAGGUGGAUAUACACAGAGAGCGGGUGCUGAGAUGUUAUUUACUAUAUUUUGUAGGCACUCAGCUCUUUGUGGACACGAGCUCGACGUACACAAACGUUGUUUACCUGACGUACUUAUCGGGCAUCACACGUGUCCAUGAGUACAAUUUGGGAGCGGCUACACUAGCACACACCUACCACAGACUCAGAGAGGGAUGCAUGUGGAAAACAAUGAUUGUGGUUGGCAGCUGUACCCUCUUAGUGGGUUGGAUACUACAACACUACCCUAACAUUAUUGGUUGGGGAGAGGUGUCGGGUUACACUAAGGACAUGCCGCGUGCCAGAGCCUUCGCCCCCUCAGAGGGAACCAGAUGGUUAGAUGCCAGUUCGACCAUCAUUGUUCGUUAUCUUCCGGAGCGCGUCAUGUGUUAG